This is a messenger RNA of Aspergillus udagawae, 3024 nucleotides long. RefSeq names its product glucan endo-1,3-beta-D-glucosidase. Lineage: Eukaryota; Fungi; Ascomycota; Eurotiomycetes; Eurotiales; Aspergillaceae. Bases 1 to 3024 code for a protein of 1007 amino acids. The record is from RefSeq and is a predicted model, not a curated record. Gene Ontology annotation, cellular component: cell surface. The transcript is spliced from 8 exons. Gene Ontology annotation, molecular function: endo-1,3(4)-beta-glucanase activity; glucan endo-1,3-beta-D-glucosidase activity.
AUGGUCGUGGCAACCAUGUGGCGCUCUACAGUCAUGCUAACCUGGCUGUUGGCCUCAGAGACAGUACAUUCCCUACCUUGGCCGGUCGAGCCGACCAGUACCAUUGAGUUUAGGACCCAAUAUCCUCCCAAGACGCAGGAGGCUAGAUUGCUCGUACCCGAGACACACGGAUUCUAUCCGACGAGUUUGGAACGCGAAGGUCGCUUGGCGAAGCAGCCCUUCCCUACUAACUUGAAAUUGGACCAUCUAUUGGACCCGUUGCUGCAUCCUCAAGCUGGUUCCAAAUCCGGUGUGCUGGAUUUGUUAUUAUCGGGCCUACUGCCGCAAACUCAUCACGUUCCCACUAAGCGUCCGACUACAAAUCCCCCAGUUGUAACCUCGUCUUCACCCUCAGAGGCCUCAACCUCAGACCAGACACUGCCACUAAUCACCAGCCCGCCGGUGGUGCCAACUGCCAGCUCAAGCUUGACUACGGCCAACGAAGAAGCCUCAGACGCGAUUGUCAGUCAGAAUACUGGCUCGACUAGGCCAGGUUAUUCAUCUCAAGACAAUAACUCGUCUAGCUCUUCGGAAACAGCCAGUGAAACUACGUCUGCUGGUGAAACCCAGGCGACAAUUUCCACCACGUCAGGCGGCUCAGUUCAGGAGAGUCAGUCAUCCAGUGAAACUACGUCUGCUGGUGAAACCCAGGCGACAACUUCCACCACGUCAGGCGGCUCAGUUGAGGAGAGUCAGUCAUCCAGUGAAACUACGUCUGCUGGUGAAACCCAGGUGACAAUCUCCACCACGUCAGGCGGCUCAGUUCAACAGAGUCAGUCAUCCAGUGAGACAGUAUCUGCUUCCGCUACCCCCAUGGCAGGCGGUCAAGACGUCUUUGUUCCAGUGUCGAGUGGUCCGAUUCCCAACACGAUUGACUCGAGAAACGAUCAUCCCGUACCUAAAAAUGGAAUCGUCGAUACGGACACUCCUGUUGAGACGAACAAGUUCUAUUGUGGGCUCUUCUUGGGAACGCAAACCAACGACACUUUUACGCACCCCUACAGCAUUGCUUGGGUGAAGGGAAGUGGAACGACGCAAAGCUAUGGCAUGGCCAUCUCCCAUGUCGAGAGUAACGUAGUCGCGCAGGGCCCGGUCAAUACAGCAAUUCCCGGUAGCCCCAUAUCGUAUUAUAUCAAUGCGAUCGGCAUCCGUUCCAUUAUUCUGUCAGCAAGUGAGCUGGGGGCAUCUACUGUACUCACCACUGAAAAUCCGCUCCCCUUCUCGGCCAACGCGGUGCUACGACCUUCUGCCGGCUCAUCCCAGAGCAUCACCUUCCCUGUAGUGCAGGGCAUGGGAUUUGUGACUGGCAUUUACAGCAACUUGCAGCCUAUGAUCCAGAGUGGUGUCUUCUUCAACAAAAUGGUAACUGCUGGAUCGCCACGUGCUGGUAUAUUCAAAUACAUCCUAUCCCUUGAGGAUGGAACAUCAUGGCUUCUCUACGCAACGCCUGACGACGGGGCUGACCCAGAGCUACGGUUGGUGUCAAACAGCGAGAUUAGCGGGCCCGCCGGCUGGUCAGGCACGAUCCAGGUGGCCAAGAACCCGGCCGGCGCAUCUGGCGAGAAGUUCUACGAUAACUCUUCAGGUGUUUAUGCUGUCGAGGGUGCGGUCAUGGGCUCAGUGUCGGAGAGUACUGGAACGUACAAUCUGAUGUGGGCUAAGGCAGGAAAGGAUGCGCAGAACACCCCGUUGCUGAUGUUUGCUCUCCCACAUCAUAUGGAAUCGUUCGACGCCAGUACACAAAGCCGAGCGACGAGUAUCACGCUUAGAACCACCACCAAAGGCCAGGCGACCGCGGUCAUUGGGGAGUAUUGGACAAUGGUUGAACCUGAGCUCCCCAUUUCCAUGGGCUUUGCCCCAUGGUCGGUUUCGGGAGGCAGCAUUGACAGAAUAUCGCCCGCAGCCCAGCAGGUCAUCCUGGCUGCAGCUCCCACAGAACUUCAACAAGAUAUGGACGCUCAGACCGAUCUCGAUAGCAUGUAUUUCAGCGGCAAGGCUCUGAGCAAGUUUGCUACCCUUGUGUAUACAGUUGACAAGCUGGGGGGUAACAGCACUCUGGCGGCUGAGGGCCUUGCGCGGUUGAAGAACUCCUUUGCCCGUUUCAUCGAUAACAAGCAACAGUUUCCGCUUGUCUACGACAAUGUCUGGAAAGGAGUGGUAUCCUCUGCCAGCUAUGCCUCUGGUGAUGUGGGCGCUGAUUUUGGAAAUACGCUUUACAACGACCAUCAUUUCCACUACGGAUACUUCAUCCAUGCUGCUGCAAUCAUAGGAUCCAUGGAUCCUCAGUGGCUUCUAACAAGCAAAGAUUGGGUCAAUAUGCUUGUCCGUGAUGCCGGAAACUCGGCCGGAGAUGAUCCGCUCUUUCCGUUCUCGCGCGGGUUCGACUGGUUCCACGGUCAUUCUUGGGCAAAGGGUCUUUUCGAGUCCUUUGACGGCAAAGACGAGGAGUCAACUUCGGAAGAUGCGAUGUUUGCGUACGCUCUGAAGAUGUGGGGAAAGACUAUUGGGGAUGCCAGUAUGGAGGCGCGAGGCAACUUGAUGCUGGGCAUCCUGCGCCGAAGCCUCCGGAAUUACUUUUUGAUGGAAAGCGACAACAAGAACCAGCCGGCGAACUUCGUUGCCAACAAAGUUACUGGCAUAUUGUUCGAAAACAAGGUGGACCAUACUACUUACUUUGGCAACAAUCUGGAGUAUAUUCAGGGGAUCCAUAUGCUACCCCUCCUCCCGUCUUCUGCGUUUGUUCGCAGCAAGGAGUUUGUGAAGGAGGAAUGGGAUGCCAUGUUUGCAAGCAACGGCCCAGCGCCAGCCGAGAACGUGGUAGGCGGGUGGAAGGGCGUACUGUACGCCAAUCUCGCACUGGUGGACCCAGCCGCUUCGUGGAACUUUUUCACGCAACCCAACUUCGACUACAGUUGGAUUGACGGGGGAGCCAGCCGGACGUGGUACCUUGCCUAUGCAGCAGGACUCGGUGCUGUGCCAUCCUAA